This is a messenger RNA of Vicia faba (fava bean), 4152 nucleotides long. The record is from the annotation of a GenBank genome assembly. Lineage: Eukaryota; Viridiplantae; Streptophyta; Magnoliopsida; Fabales; Fabaceae.
AUGGAUACCGUAGAUGAUUUCACAAACGAAGAACUCGAAGAUUACCCAAACCAAAAGAAAAAAGACACAGCAAAAUUCAAAAGAAGACAACUAGGUUUAUCAUGCAUGUUAAACACUGAAGUUGGUGCAGUUCUAGCAGUUAUACGACGCUAUCCUGAAUUCAGUCCUCUCUAUAACACAUCUUCACCUGAAGAAACCUAUGAUUCUUCCAUUGUUAGUUCGUUAAGGUCGCUUAGAUCUCUCAUUUUCAAUCCUCAACAAGAGUGGCGGUUUAUCGAUCCUUCCAUUUAUCUUUCGCCUUUCCUUGAUGUUAUUCAAAGCGAUGAUGUUCCCGCGUCUGCUACGGGGGUCGCGCUUUCGUCGAUUCUUAAGAUGCUUAAGUUUCAACUGUUUGAUGAUAAGACUCCAGGCGCGAAAGAAGCUAUGGAGGCGAUUGUGGCGGGGAUUACUAGUUGUAGGCUUGAGAAAACUGAUCCUGUUUCUGAAGAUGCUGUCAUGAUGAAGAUACUUCAGGUUUUGGCAGGGAUAAUGCAACAUAAAGCAUCAAAUUUGCUCAAUGAUCAAGCUGUUUGCACACUUGUAAAUGCAUGUUUUCAAGUUGUGCAACAAUCUGUGAACCGAGGAGAUUUACUACAAAGAAGUGCAAGAUACACAAUGCAUGAACUUAUUCAAGCCUUGUAUUCAAGGUUACCCGAAAUCGAAGGUAAUGAUAGAGAAGGAGAUUCUGAAUCAGACAUAGAAGAUGUUGAUGAUAGCGAUGGUUUGGAAUCAGGAUAUGGUGUUCGUUGCGCGAUUGAUAUAUUUCAUUUUCUGUGUUCAUUGUUGAAUGUUGUGUCUAUAGUUGAAGCAGAUGGUUCAACUACUCAUACAGCUGAUGAAGAUGUUCAGAUUUUCGCGUUGGUUUUGAUUAACUCGGCUAUUGAAUUGAGCGGCGAUAAGAUAGGGAAUCACCCUAAGCUUUUGAGAAUGGUUCAAGAUGAUUUGUUUCAUCAUUUGAUUUACUAUGGAACUUGGUCUAGUUCGUUUGUCUUGUCGAUGAUUUGCAGCACCGUUUUGAAUGCUUAUCACUUUCUUCGAAGGUCUCUUCGUUACCAAUUAGAAGCAUUCUUUGGACAUGUACUGAUUAGAAUCGCGACUCUUGGAACCACGAUUCAGCUACAAGAAGUUGCGGUUGAAGGUAUAAUAAACUUCUGCAGACAACCAACAUUCAUAGUUGAAAUCUAUGCAAACUACGACUGCGAUCCGUUUUGCCGGAACAUAUUCGAAGAAGUAGGAAGAUUGCUAUGCAAGCAUUCGUUUGCGUUGAAUGGUCACUUAACAAGUUUACACAUUCAAGCCUUUGAAGGACUAUUGAUCAUGAUUCACAACAUUGCAGAUCAUAUUGAUAAAGUUGAUGACAGAGCUCCUUUAGGUCCUUACACAGCUCAAUUGGUUGAGUAUAUACCUUUUUGGGAGGAAAAAGAAAAAGAUGAUGAUGACUUAGAAGCUUGGGUCGAGCAUGUACGAAUCACGAAAAUACAGAAGAAGAAGUUGCUGAUAGCUGCAAAUCAUUUCAAUAGAGAUAACAAAAAGGGUUUAGAGUACUUGAAACAUGCUAAGUUAGUAUCUGAUCCUGUUGAUCCGAAGGCGUAUGCUUACUUCUUUCGGUACACGCCUGGUUUAGACAAAAAGGCGAUAGGCGAAUAUCUUGGUGAUCCUGAUGCCUUUUACCUACAAGUUCUUAAGGAGUUCACAGACACUUUUCAUUUUAAUGGUAUGGGACUUGACCCUGGAUUGAGAUUUUAUCUUGAGAGUUUUAGGUUACCGGGCGAGUCGCAGAAGAUUCAGCGCGUGUUAGAAGCAUUUUCUGAGAGAUUCUUCGAUCAUCAAUCGUCAGAUAUAUUUGCAAGCAAAGACACUGUUCUUAUUUUAUGCUAUUCCUUAAUCAUGCUUAACACUGAUCAACACAAUCCACAAGUUAAGAAGAAAAUGACAGAAGAAGAGUUUAUCAAAAACAAUAGAGCAAUCAAUGCAGGACAGGAUUUACCUAGAGAGUAUCUUUUAGAGCUUUUUCAAUCUAUUGCUAGCAAUGCAAUUGUAUUGGAUCAAACUAUUGUGUCAUUAGACAUGAGCCAGAGCAAGUGGAUUCAGCUCAUAAACCGAUCGAAAGUUACACGGAGUUUUGUACAAUGCGAAUUCGAUCAUAGAAUUUGUAGAGAUAUGUUUGCCUGCAUUGCCGGUCCUUCGGUAGCCGCUCUUUCAUCUUUUUUUGAACAUGCAGAUGAAGAGGAACUCAUGCAUGAGUGCAUUGAAGGGCUAUUCUCGGUUGCGAGAAUCGCGCAGUAUGGAAUAGAAGACACACUUGAUGAACUAGUAACAUCAUUUUGCAAAUUCACAACACUGCUAAAUCCUUAUGCUUCAACAGAAGAGACCAUGUUUACAUUCAGUCAUGAUUUAAAGCCAAGGCUAGCAACAGUUGCUGUAUUUACCUUAGCAAAUGAUUUCCGAAACUCGAUUCGAGGAGGUUGGAAGAACAUAGUAGAUUGCUUGUUGAAACUCAAAAGGCUCAGAUUGCUCCCUCAAUCAGUCAUUGAUUUUGAUGUGCCAGCAGACGCACCAAUAACGCCCGGAUCAGGUGCGUUUUCUCCAACCGACGAUAGUAAAUUCGGAUCUCAUCGGUUUCCUAGCAUCAUGACUCGUCUGUCGCUUCUUUCGCAAGAAAACACAGAAGACGGUUUGACACUUGGUAGCGAAUUCGAACAGAAUCUCAAAAUGAUCAAAAUGUGCAGAAUUGGUAGCAUCUUUGGAAGUAGUUCAAACAUUCCAAAAGAAUGUUUACAAAACCUCGGUAGAUCGCUGGUAUUCGCAGCAGCCGGAAAAGGCCAAAAGUUUAGCACGCCGGUCGAAGAAGAAGAAACUGUUGGAUUUUGUUGGGAUUUAAUCACUGCAAUAUCUUUAGCCAAUGUCCAUAGAUUCCAACUAUUUUGGCCAAGCUUCCAUGACUAUCUCCUAGCAGUUGCUCAAUUUCCAAUGUUUUCGCCAAUUCCAUUCGCGGAAAAAGCACUCUUAGGCCUUCUCAGGGUAUGUCUCAAACUCUUUUCUGCACAAAGAGAAGAUAAACUAGCUGAAGAGUUUAUUUUCAAAUCCAUAACAUUAAUGUGGAAACUCGAUAAAGAAAUACUCGACAUGUGUCACGAGAUCAUAUCGCAAACGAUGAGCAAAAUAGUCAUCGAAUACCCCGCAAAUCUGCAAACACAAAUAGGAUGGAAAUCAGUACUUAACCUGUUAUCAGUUGCAUGGAGACAUCCUGAAACUUACGACUACGGAAUCGAGGCAUUGAUAUCUUUAUUCUCCGAAGGCACUAAUGUAACACGAAACAACUACGCGUACUGCAUUGAUUGCGCAUUCGGUUGUUUCUUAGCGAAAAACAGUCCAAUAGAGAAAAAAAAGAAGAUACUCGAUCUAUUAGCCGAUUCCGUACACCUGUUGAUUCAAUGGCACAGAUCAAUAUACUCAGAUCCAGGUAGUAAUGUUAGUGCAGCAAGCAUCAAUAGUAGUUCAUCAGCGGAAGACAAUUAUCGAGGUCCUUCCAACGCAAACUAUAACAUGAACCUAUUUGUUAAACUCGGCGAAGCGUUCAGAAGAACGAGUCUAUCAAGACAAGAAGAGAUAAGAAACCAUGCAGUCUAUUCACUUCACAAAAGUUUCAACUUAGCAGAAGAAAUGCUAUAUGUAUCAUCAAACUGCAUAAACUAUUUCAACCUUGUGAUAUUCGCAAUGGUUGACGAGUUACACGAGAAAAUGCUGGAAUAUUCGAGAAGAGAAAAUGCUGAGAGGGAAAUGAGAAGCAUGGAAGGAACAUUGAAACUUGCAAUGGAGUUAUUAUCAGCUAUGUAUUUACAAUCAUUGAAACAGAUAUCUGAGAGUCCUGCAUUUAGAGCAUUUUGGUUAGGUGUGUUGAGAAGAAUGGAUACAUGCAUGAAAGCUGAUUUAGGACAUUAUGGUCCUUCAUCGUUGAGUGAAAUUAUACCUGAUUUGUUGAAGAAGAUUAUAACACAAAUGAAAGAUGAAGGGAUGUUGGAGCCUAGAGAAGAUGAUGAUAUGUGGGAGAUUACUUAUAUUCAAAUUCAAUGGAUUUGUCCUCCUCUUAAGGAUGAGUUGUUUCCGUUGUAG